Molecule: messenger RNA, 228 nt
Organism: Effrenium voratum
Lineage: Eukaryota; Dinophyceae; Suessiales; Symbiodiniaceae
Source: the annotation of a GenBank genome assembly
AUGCGGUCGGUGGAAGAGCAGGACAACGCACGGCUGCGGGCGGAUUUGCAAACUUCUUUGGCCUCGGGGGCGGAGAUGGGGGUGGCCUUGGUGCGGGACGCCUCCGUGAAGGCCUUGGGCGAGGUCGCCAAGAUGGGCCUUUCUCCCCGUGCUCCCCGGCGCUUCUCCAACCCGUGCGUUCGAUGCCCAGCGGAGCCCGGAACGCCCUCGGAGCCCAUGAGCCGAUAG